AAAGUUUUUAAAGCAUGUGCUCAGUAAACUGAUCUUCUGCACCCUACUUCCAGUCUUUUGGUAGUUUAUACUUAACAUCAACAAAAGAUAUGAGAUCUGAGUGAAAAUUUAAUUUUCGUAAAUCUCUCCUUUUCUGGUACUCGUUUCUUCUUCUUCUUCUUCUUCUUCUGCUAUUAUCCAAAGCUCAGAUUUUAAUUUUACUUCAACAAUGGCCGAUGAACCUUUGCCCUCUCGCUGGUCUUUUCUGUUUGGGAGGAAGAGAUUAGCUGAGCCACAAGAUGAUCAAGCUGCCGAUGCGCCCGUCUCCAAUGGCACUGAUUCGAAUGUGACCUCUAAUGGAAACCAUUCUGUCAAGAACACGUCUGAAAUGGCUAUUUACGAGCAGUACCGAAAACAGGAUGCGAACGGGGUGCACUCUAAUGGUGCGGUGUCUAAUGGAUUUGAUUCAAGACCGCAAAAGUCUCUUCUUCCUGCUUUUGAAACUGCAGAAAUGCGUGCUUUAGGGGAGAGUUUGAGUAGGGACAUUGUUCGAGGAAAUCCAGAUGUUAAGUGGGAAAGCAUAAAGGGGUUAGAGAGCGCUAAACGUUUGCUUAAAGAAGCUGUCGUUAUGCCAAUAAAAUAUCCCAAGUACUUUACAGGUCUUCUUUCACCAUGGAAGGGUAUUCUCCUUUUUGGCCCCCCAGGGACGGGAAAGACAAUGCUAGCAAAGGCUGUUGCAACUGAAUGCAAGACAACAUUUUUCAAUAUUUCAGCAUCAUCUGUAGUCAGCAAAUGGCGUGGUGAUUCUGAGAAGUUAAUAAAAGUACUUUUUGACCUAGCUAGGCAUCAUGCACCGUCUACCAUAUUUCUUGAUGAAAUUGAUGCCAUUAUAAGUCAGCGUGGAGGUGAAGGGCGCAGCGAGCAUGAAGCAAGUAGACGUUUGAAAACGGAGCUACUUAUACAGAUGGAUGGUUUGACGCGGUCAGACGAGCUCGUGUUUGUCUUGGCAGCAACAAAUCUCCCCUGGGAAUUGGAUGCAGCCAUGCUCCGUCGUCUUGAGAAGCGAAUCCUUGUUCCACUCCCAGAACCAGAAGCAAGAAGAGCAAUGUUUGAAGAACUUCUGCCCGAGCAGCAUGGUGAGAAAGCUCUACCUUAUGAUACAUUAGUGGAAAGGUCAGAAGGUUAUUCGGGUUCAGAUGUUCGAUUAGUCUGCAAAGAAGCAGCCAUGCAACCUUUGAGACGUUUAAUGACAGUCCUUGAAAGUAGCCUGGAACAAUUGCCCGACAAUGAGCUGCCUAAGGUUGGGCCAAUUACAUCUGAUGAUAUAGAAAUUGCCUUGAAGAACACAAGACCAUCAGCUCAUUUACAUGCUCAUCGCUACGAGAAGUUCAAUACAGACUAUGGCAGUCAAAUACUGGGAUGAUGGCUGCCACCGCCAAGAUACUUCUUAAUUUUCCAGAUUUUCUAGUCUUAUUAAUGCCUACUACUUCGUACUUGGAGUGAGGUUAGACUACGGAAACUAGAAGAUUACUCAUUCACAAAUAAUAUGUCCGAGAAACAUUGGUUAAACAUAGAGUAAGAAAUCCAACUAUUUCCAAAUUUCAAUUAUACUUUAUGGCAAGAGCAAAAA
Molecule: messenger RNA, 1609 nt
Organism: Gossypium arboreum
Lineage: Eukaryota; Viridiplantae; Streptophyta; Magnoliopsida; Malvales; Malvaceae
Exons: 11
Coding region: 209-1402 (397 amino acids)
Molecular function (GO): ATP hydrolysis activity; ATP binding
Source: RefSeq, a predicted model, not a curated record